Molecule: messenger RNA, 1053 nt
Organism: Zasmidium cellare ATCC 36951
Lineage: Eukaryota; Fungi; Ascomycota; Dothideomycetes; Mycosphaerellales; Mycosphaerellaceae
Exons: 5
Coding region: 1-1053 (350 amino acids)
Source: RefSeq, a predicted model, not a curated record
AUGAAGAGAAAGGUUGAUUUUACCGAAGGAUACGUCUCGGACGAGUCGAGCUUUUACGGCGACGACGAUGUGCGAGAAGACUACGAUAUCCUCGCGGGCCGUGCAUUAAAUCGGUUAUACGAACCUCCCGUCCCCCGAGGAACGCUUCAGAACGCCGACAUCAUUCCCAAGCCAAAUGUCCUCGUUCAGGGCAAAGAGCGAGCAGAACGCGAGGCAUUUCGUACCUUGGACGGCAAGAGGACGCUCGAUCUUGUCGAAGUCGACCACGAUCGAGGCUCAACGGCCGCUUGGCAGCGAAAAGAAGAAUCAAUCGAUGCGUUUCUCCGCCGGCUACCUGUCGCGGAUCCUGAUACCGCAAAAGUAGGCCCCUGGCUCUGGGUAAGCAGCCCAAUGUUGCCCUGGGCCCAGGUGCAUCGAGAACCGGCCAACUUCACAGCAUUCAGACUUGGCGGCGAAGCUUUCGAUCUGUUAGAAGCUUUCAGUGUGCAGCGGGCGAAGAUUGAAAGUCAGAACAUAGGCAAAGAACCCGCUACCAUUACCCGAAAGCUGGCGCCUUACCGCGACCAGCUGGAAACGGACCUUCUGACCCUUGCAGUCCGCGACAGGGUCACGUUUGGCAAAUGGAUGUUCUUUCCAGCAGAAGAGGACCUACCACGCUUCUGGCGCCUGAUCGCAACUGCGACCGCUGAAGGGAAGCUAGGCCCAACGUCAAAAGUUGGAACGUACGACCCUGCAGAACGACAUACUCUCAUCUGUGUGUACACGUAUGACUUCUCUGCCACCGAAGAUGUCAUCAGAAUACUUGAUGAGCUCUGCGACCUGGGACUUCUCGCGAAGAAUGGACUCCCCAUCUACUAUAAAUGCGACGCCUACACGUACCUCGACAUCAAAUCGCAGAAUUCCUACCGCCUUCGUGCGAGCCUCUACUCAAGCAAGGAAUUGCUGCACGACAAGGCAAAAGUUUUGAAGGAUGGGUCUAUUGGAAGGCUCAAGAAACGCAACAAGAAGACCCAUGAGUUCCAUGAUGUAUUCGCUGGCGAGGACAUUCCAUAA